Messenger RNA from Mixia osmundae IAM 14324, 1686 nucleotides. RefSeq lists its product as uncharacterized. Gene Ontology annotation, cellular component: spliceosomal complex. The record is from RefSeq and is a predicted model, not a curated record. The coding region runs from base 1 to 1686 and encodes 561 amino acids. NCBI's taxonomy places the organism in Eukaryota, Fungi, Basidiomycota, Mixiomycetes, Mixiales, Mixiaceae. The transcript has 4 exons. Gene Ontology annotation, biological process: mRNA splicing, via spliceosome. Gene Ontology annotation, molecular function: pre-mRNA 3'-splice site binding.
AUGGCAGCGACUCUUCAAGCGCCGGCAAAGCUGUCGCGCGAGGAGGUCAGGCGGCAGCGAGACUUGCAAGAAGCUCGAAAGCUAGGCAAUGCGCCCGCUGAAGUCGACGAGAAGGGCAAUGUCAUCAAUCCUCACAUCCCAGAGUUCAUGGCCAAGGCGCCUUGGUACAUGGACACCGGCGCCGGUCCCUCGCUUUCUCAUACCAAAGGACCCGAAUACGACCCAAGCCCGUCCAAGCUCAAUGCUCGCUACGAUAGAGGUCAACGGGCGGAAGUGGCAACGCGGUUCCGCAAAGGCGCCUGCAGCAACUGUGGAGCGAUGACGCACAAGCGAGAGGACUGUCUCGAACGACCGCGCAAGAAAGGUGCCAAGUAUACAGGUCAAGACUUCGCGCCGGACGAGUAUCUGCAAGAGCGGACAGAAUCUCGCGGCGUUGCUUACGACUCCAAACGUGACCGAUGGGAUGGCUACGAUCCGACGAUGCAUCUCUCUGUCGUGGCAGAGCACGAAGCCCUCGAAGAAGCGCGCAAGGCGCUCAGAGAGAAAGAGAUUGAUUCCAAGUCUGCCAAAACGGAUCUUAAUGAGGUCAAGAAGGUAGCCAAGGCGGGCAAGUCGAAGAAGAAGAAAGCGCUCGAGGAUGAAGAGUUUGGCUCAUCCGACGAGUCUGACGAAGAGGACGAACUCAAAUAUGCGGAUGCGGCCGAUGUGGCAGGCCAGAAGCUCGACACGAAGAACCGUGUCACCGUCCGCAAUCUGCGCAUACGAGAAGACACGGCAAAAUAUCUCAUCAACCUCGACACAGAGUCAGCCUAUUACGAUCCAAAGACACGCUCGAUGCGCGAGAAUCCCAGCGUAGGAGUCGCACCGGAAGAUGCUGUCUUUGCAGGCGAGAACUUCACGCGACACUCUGGCGGAGCGGCCGAGGUGCAACGGCUGCAGAUGUUCGCCUGGCAGUCCGAAGCAAGGGGACAAGAUGUCCACAUCAACGCCAAUCCUACGCAAGCAUCACUCGUCCACCAGCAAUUCAAGACCAAGAAGGACGAUCUCAAGGACCGCACCGCCAAGUCCAUGCUUGACAAGUACGGCGGCACAGAAUUUCUACAAAAGCCACCCAAGGAGCUUCUAUCCGGCCAGACUGAGGAGUACAUUGAAUAUUCGCGAACUGGUCAGGUCAUCAAGGGUGUCGAGCGGGCCAAAGCGAGAUCAAAGUACGACGAAGACGUCCAUCCUGGCAAUCACACUUCCGUUUGGGGCUCCUGGUUCUCACGAUCUGCUUUCACCUGGGGCUAUGCCUGCUGCCAUUCGACACUAAAGGCUUCCUAUUGUGCUGGUCAGGCAGGCAUCGAGGCAGAAAAGCAGGAGUCUGCUGGCCUCCUUCUCACAGGCACUGUGGCGCCUCAGCAGAAGACGAUGCUGCAACUCCAUCAGGAGAAGCGAGCGCGCCCAGAUGACGAGGCUGAUGACGGAGCCGGAAGCAAACGUCGAGCAGGCGAUAUGAAUAGCAGCAAACUCGACAAGGCUUUGCGGGCAGAGCAGGAGCGUCUCAAACGCACAGGAGAUGAGGCCUCUGGCGAUGCUUACAAUCGCAAUAUCGAGCCCGAAGAUAUGGAAGCGUAUCGACGACUGCGCUCGAAUGCAGAGGAUCCGAUGGCGAACUUAGCCAACGAUCAAUUACUGCCGAUGUGA